Messenger RNA from Scaptodrosophila lebanonensis, 2293 nucleotides. RefSeq names its product carboxypeptidase B. Gene Ontology annotation, molecular function: zinc ion binding; metallocarboxypeptidase activity. Lineage: Eukaryota; Metazoa; Arthropoda; Insecta; Diptera; Drosophilidae. Gene Ontology annotation, biological process: proteolysis. Bases 449 to 1903 code for a protein of 484 amino acids. The transcript has 4 exons. The record is from RefSeq and is a predicted model, not a curated record.
UCGGUCGUCGGCCAGCAGCGCAAUUUUUUUUUUAACAAUUUUUCCUUUUAUUUUUGAUCACUUUUGUUUUGGUUUCUUUUUUUAAUUUUAUUUUUUGUACACACAUAUAUUUGGUUCGAUUUUUGCCCUCACUUCGGCAUUUAAGUUGGCACUAUAUAUAAAAAUUAACGCCUGCAGAAACUGAGCGUUUAGUUUGGCUUCUGCGCUGGACCACCAAAGUGAUAGCGGGCAGUGCGCGUAAGUGUGCGCGUCAGUGUCAACGUGAGUGUGAGUGCGUGUUUAAAGUUGAGCGGAGCCGGCAACUGCAGCUUUUAUAGAACACACAAACGGCAGCACGCAGUAAAGUGCGAAGCGCAUGCGCAGAAUUGUGGCGAGAACUUGAUUUGGAAAUUACCCAACUGAGGCAACAACAACAAAAACGAUAACGAAAUAGCACGGAAGCAGCACCAUGAGUCCGCCCGCCCCACCUACCCUUUGCCUGCUGAUGCUGCCGCUGGUGCUGGUGCUUGGAGCCCUGGCUGGGUCCAAUGCAUUCGAUAUUGCCGCCAUGGAACCCGUUACGGCCAGCCAAGGACACCUUGUGGCGACCGGCAACAAGGCUCUGUACGAGCGAAUGACCCUAAACGGCACAUUAGACCCUGACUCUGCCGCUGAUGCUGCGGGUAUGAUGGACGUUAAUGAGAUCCCAGUACGGUACGAUGAGGCCCAAUUGUGGCGCAUCUACAAUAUCUCGGAGGGUAUGCAGAAACGAUUGCCAUUUCGCCAGAUGUUGGAGCAGAAAUUUGGAGGCAAUAUUUGGAAGGAGAACUCCAAGUUCCUGGACAUAUCCAUUGCUAAGGAGCAGCUGAAGGCUGCUCGCAGCUUUUUGGCAGCCCAUAAUAUCGAGUCUCAAAUUCUCUCCGACAAUAUUCAGUCUCUGAUCGAUCAGGAGCAGCUGGAGAGUGUGGCGAGCACAUUGGGCCGCCUUGGGGCACGAACAAAGAAAGCUACACGCAAUGGCAGUGGUAUGCAUUGGAAGGACUACCACGAUCUGGAGACCAUCUAUGCCUUCAUGCGUGAGAUACGCACCAAAUUUCCGAAUGUCUGCCGCCUCUAUACCAUUGGCAAAACGGCUGAGGGACGGGAUCUUAAGGUGUUGCGAAUUUCUGAGAACCCGCGCGAAUACAAGAAAAUCUGGAUUGAUGGCGGCAUUCAUGCGCGCGAAUGGAUCAGCCCGGCCACAGUGACCUUCAUCCUUUACCAGUUAAUGUCGAAUUGGGAGAACCAACCCGCCCACAUACGUGGUCUGACCUGGUACAUAAUGCCGGUGAUGAAUCCCGAUGGCUACGAAUACAGUCGCACGGUGAAUCGGCUGUGGCGGAAGAAUCGUUCGCCUUCGCGUCGCGCCAAAUGCUUUGGCGUCGAUCUGAAUCGUAACUUUGACAUCGGCUGGAAUGGAUAUGGCUCCUCAACGAAUCCCUGCAGUGACACCUACCGUGGCUCACAGCCCGCCUCCGAACUGGAAACGCAGGCUGUCGUCGAAUUUCUGUCCAAGCGCAAAUACAAUCUGGAAUCCUAUUUAACCUAUCACAGCUAUGGCCAGAUGGUGGUCUAUCCCUGGGCCUACAAGGCUGUCAAGGUGAAGGACGCCAGCGUUCUCCAGCGCGUGGCCAACACCGCUGUCCAGCGCAUUGCUCAAAAGACGGGCGCCAAUUACCGGGCAUCUGUCACCCACGAGGCUCUGGGAAUCGCUGGCGGCGGCUCCGAUGACUGGAGUCGGGCCGCCUUGAAUGUCAAAUAUGUCUACACGAUUGAGUUGCGCGAUCGCGGCAACUUUGGCUUUGUGCUGCCUCCCCGGUUUAUCAAGGAUACGGCACUGGAAGGCUGGACUUUAGCCGAGACAGUGGCGCAGGCCAUUGGAUAAAUCUAUAUUUAGUAUAAAUACUAUAUAUAUCUAUGUGUUUGUGUGUGUGUGCGAGUGCCCAUGUGCGUGUGUAUUUGUAUGCGUGAAUGUCGGAAUUAUGUGAAAAAUGGGCUACCUUCCUUUCUAUUUAUGUAUCUUUAACUCUCUCUAUACCUUUAAAUAACCCUAAACUUUGUGUACGACGGGUAUUCAAAAUCAUUUGAUCUGAUCCGUUUUGUGAAUAUCUCAACUGUAUUUGUUGAAAGUGUUUUUGCGAAAUCUGCAAUGUGUGUGAUUUCAGGUACGAUAAAGUGAUUGCGAAUUCAGACAUUGCGGAGUUUGGCGCUAAAAAUGCAUUUUAUAUAUGUUAAUUGGCUGGAAAUAAAAUUGGCUAUUUAUAAAAUGAUUCAA